UGUAUCCCGAUGAAUGUGAGCGUUGUUUGAAUUAGAAGAUAAAAUUUACACAUGUUCCAAUGGGGAAUAUAUUAACUGAUUUAUUAUUAUUAUUGUACCAUAUCCGGCUAAAAAAAUUUUAUUAUGGAUUCUUCUUUUCAUGAUAAUGAUGACCUAACCGAACCCAUCACUUAUAUCUGCGGAGAAUGUGGCCAUGAUGUAUCUUUGCAGCCGAGUUCUGUUGUUAGAUGUAGAAAUUGCGGAUCCAGAAUACUAUACAAAAAAAGAUCUUACAGAGUUGUGCAAUACGAGGCUCGUUGA
Theileria parva strain Muguga is the source of this 300-nucleotide messenger RNA. It is a transcript of the gene NRPB12, whose product is annotated as DNA-directed RNA polymerases II IV and V subunit 12. Gene Ontology annotation, cellular component: RNA polymerase II, core complex; RNA polymerase III complex; RNA polymerase I complex. The record is from RefSeq and is a predicted model, not a curated record. Gene Ontology annotation, biological process: DNA-templated transcription. The transcript has 3 exons. The coding region runs from base 124 to 300 and encodes 58 amino acids. NCBI's taxonomy places the organism in Eukaryota, Apicomplexa, Aconoidasida, Piroplasmida, Theileriidae. Gene Ontology annotation, molecular function: zinc ion binding; DNA-directed RNA polymerase activity; DNA binding.